This is a messenger RNA of Crotalus tigris (Tiger rattlesnake), 1143 nucleotides long. RefSeq names its product zinc finger protein 436-like. The transcript has 5 exons. Bases 399 to 1112 code for a protein of 237 amino acids. Gene Ontology annotation, molecular function: RNA polymerase II cis-regulatory region sequence-specific DNA binding; DNA-binding transcription factor activity, RNA polymerase II-specific. Lineage: Eukaryota; Metazoa; Chordata; Lepidosauria; Squamata; Viperidae. Gene Ontology annotation, biological process: regulation of transcription by RNA polymerase II. The record is from RefSeq and is a predicted model, not a curated record.
AAGGCAGGACAAGAAGCAACGGAUGGAAACUAACCAAAGAGAGAAGCAACCUAGAAGGCCCUCGUAUUUUAUUGAUCUUGCAGUAUCAAAGAAAAGCCUCUUCGCAAAGAGGCUGGUGAUCUUAGAGGCUGAAGAAGUUGGUUGUUCUCCAAAAUCAAAGCCAGCAGGCCCAAUGGAAGAAAGUCAUGUUGGAGAGCAAUGAAAAUGCCACUUCUGUGGGCCCAGAAUGGACUUCCAGAAGUGGCAUCCACACAGAGAACUGGUUGUUCACAUAUUUGAAUCCCACCGCUGCCCGGAUCUGGUGUUGAUGAACUUGGACUGACUGCUUCCAGUUUGAAAAUUCCAGUACUGUACAGUUAUGUGAUUGGCAGGACACUGAAAGUUACGAAGAGACCCCUAUGGAGUCCUCAGAAACAACCAGCCCUGAAGCAGGAAAAGAGACCUUCCAGAAUGAAAAAGAGCCUCCCAAACCAUCCAAGAGCGAGAAGUGCUCUUCCCCUUUUCGGGAUGCCGACAUCCACAAUCUCCUGGUCCAGCAAGAGGGUCGCCAAGGGAAGUGGAGGAUCAAGUGUCCCGUGUGUGGGAAGAUGUGCAAAUAUAAAUCAGACUUCAACCGGCACCGCGUGACCCACACGGGGGAGAAGCCAUAUCGAUGUAUGGAAUGUGGCAAGAGCUUCAGCGACAGUGGCACGCUGACCGCGCAUCAGAGAACCCACACGGGGGAGAAGCCGUAUGAGUGUAGCGAGUGCGGGAUACGCUUCAAUCGUAGCGGGAGCCUCAAGCGGCACCAGAGGACCCACACGGGGGAGAAACCCUAUCAAUGCCUGGAGUGCGGGAAAUAUUUCAGCCUGAAAUCCAUCUUGACCACACACCAGAGGACCCACACGGGGGAGAAGCCCUUCAAGUGCAUGAACUGCGGAAGGAGCUACAGUCGUAAAGGCAGCCUGGAUAGGCACCAACGGGAUCACCCGGGGGAGCAAGCCUACAUCUGCGCGGAGUGCGGGAAAAGCUUCGUGGUCAGCGAUAACCUUCCCGCCUACCGAAAUCACGACGCGGGGGACCAGCCGUAUAAAUGCAUUGAUUGCGAAAGCCGAGUCAUCAAUUUGGUCUAGCCUUCACAUCAGAGCCUGCUCUGAGGGGAAG